AUGACUGAGGACAUCCUUAAACUGGAUGAGGCACUUCAAAGAGGAGCAGAGAAGAGUGCCACACAAGAUAACAGAUUGCACACCUACCCCGCCGCCAUCUCACCCGCCUGCCACCCCGCCGUCAUCACACCCGCCUGCCAACCCGCCAUCAUCUCACCCGCCUGCCACCCCGCCGUCAUCUCACCCGCCUGCCAUCCGCCGUUAUCUCACCCGCCUGCCACCCCGCCUUCAUCUCACCCGCCUGCCACCCCGGCGUCAUCUCACCCGCCUGCCACCCCGGCGUCAUCUCACCCGCCUGCCACCCCGGCGUCAUCUCACCCGCCUGCCACCCCGGCGUCAUCUCACCCACCUGCCACCCCGGCGUCAUCUCACCCACCUGCCACCCCGCCGUCAUCUCACCCGCCUGCCACCCCGCCGUCAUCACACCCGCCUGCCACCCCGCCAUCAUCAGGUCCGCCCAAAAGGACCUUCUCUGGCCUCUCCACAGCCACUGCCAUUACAGAUGUGAAGGACGCAUGGGAGGGGAAAAAACCAUAUGUUCUCCUUUCCAAAAUUGGGCCCUUCAAAGUGUUCUUUCGGGACAUAUUCAAUACUGGACCACAAAGAGAACUGGAAAGCGAGGUUAUCAAUGCAUAUCUGUCCCUGCUUAUUAAAAAAUAUAAUGACAACAACGCAGACAGGGCAUGUGCCGUGGACACUUUUGAAAUGACCCGCAUUUGGGAUGGACUGAAACCCAAAGUAAAGAUAGUCCCACAGCUAUACAAGUUAAUCGUGGGCAUUGUCAAUGCGGGUCACCAUUGGAUGCUGGUGGUGAUCUUGCCAGGAGACAAAAAAACAGUUUUUCUAGAUCCACUGGGUGAAAGAAAAACCUCAAUAAACCACUGCAAGGAUGUUACAAGAUCAUUCAUGAGACACAGGGGGCUGAACGUGUCCAGAUGGGCACGUGAGACGAGGUCUCACCCACUGCAACAUGAUGCCACAUCUUGUGGUGCCUAUGCAUUGAAGUUUGCAGAGUGCAUCUUGGGUGGAUUACCCCUUGAGUUCGAUAACUCAACAUCUGGCGUGAACUCUAUCCGAGAACACAUUGCCGUUUCCAUUUUGGAAAACACAGAUGACUUGAGUAACUUGUGCCAUCUGUGUGGGGAGCAGGAUGGGGACACUCAUUGGAUUGGAUGUGAAUUCUGCCCACGGUGGUUCCACAAAAGCUGUGCCAAAUACAGAGGCCGAAAGGAAUAUAUUUGUGCGGCCUGCCAGUAGCAUGUGUUGCUAUUGUUAUGUAAAUAGUUAUAUCUUUGUGUGUUUUUCAAAUUUUCCUGUUUCGUGUUCAUGCUUUUGUCUGUAUAAAUCUCUUUAGAUUAAAAGAAAUACAAUUAUUUUGCACCAACACUUAUGAAGUGACUUUUUUUUCUUGGUAUUU
Messenger RNA from Cyprinodon tularosa, 1417 nucleotides. RefSeq names its product ubiquitin-like-specific protease 1. Gene Ontology annotation, biological process: proteolysis. The record is from RefSeq and is a predicted model, not a curated record. The coding region runs from base 1 to 1257 and encodes 418 amino acids. Lineage: Eukaryota; Metazoa; Chordata; Actinopteri; Cyprinodontiformes; Cyprinodontidae. Gene Ontology annotation, molecular function: cysteine-type peptidase activity. The transcript is spliced from 10 exons.